UGCGCCCAUGUGCAGGAAAGUGACAAGCCGGUUGAUACAGCAUUUAACUAAAAUUUCGGCGCUACGACUCCAAUAUCCUGGUCAAAGCUACUGCAAAAUUCUUUCAUAUACCAAAAAUACAAUAUGCACAAAACCAAGACGAUCAGCUGUAAACAAAAAUCCUGAAACUCGACGUUUUCACGGAAGUGUCACACCACUGAAAGUGUUGGGCAUUGAAACAAGUUGCGAUGACACGGGUGCAGCUAUUGUCGAUGAAGACAGAAAUGUCUUGGGGGAGGCACUCAACUCCCAAACACAAGUCCACGUCCAGCAUGGUGGCAUCAUCCCAACAGUUGCUCAAGAUCUCCACAAAAUAAAUAUAGAAGAUGUGGUUACUGAGGCUCUGGAGAAGGCAAAUAUGACCAUAAAGGAUGUUGAUGCUAUAGCAACCACUGUGAAGCCAGGAAUGGGGCUGUCAUUGAGGAUAGGGCUGGAAUAUGGGAAGAAACUUGUAAGAGAGUCUGGAAAACCAUUUAUUCCAAUUCACCAUAUGGAAGCCCAUGCACUUACAGUACGCCUGAUUGAAAAGGUUGACUUUCCAUACCUGGUAUUUUUACUGAGUGGUGGCCACUGCUUGCUGGCAGUGGUAAGAGAUGUAGAAGACUUCUUACUUUUAGGCACAACCCUAGAUGACGCACCUGGAGACGUUUAUGAUAAGGUUGCCAGGAAGUUGAACUUAAAAUUGGUCCCAGAAUGUCAUGGUCUCAGCGGGGGUGCAGCAGUUGAAUUAUUGGCUCAGAAAGGUGACCCCACUGCCUUCGAAUUUCCACAUAUCAGGACACAGCAUCGAGACUGCAACUUCUCCUUUGUUGGGAUUAGAACAUUUGUGGAGAGACUCAUAGAGAUGGAAGAAGAAAAAUUUGGUAUUAAAGAUGGCAGCAUUCUGCCAAACGUUAGCGAUGUGUGCGCCAGUUUUCAAUACUGUGUUCUCAGACAACUGGCAAAACGCCUCCAGGUGGCACUGCUAUAUUGCGAAAUUAAAUCCUUGUUGCCUGUGGAAAAUAAAAUGUUGGUCUUGUCUGGAGGUGUAGCAAGUAACAUGUUUAUCAGGCAGGGUCUUUCUAAACUAUGCAGACAGCACAGCUGUCAUGUGGUGUGUCCACCUCCUAGACUGUGUACAGAUAAUGGAGUUAUGAUAGCUUGGAAUGGUGUAGAAAAAUUUAGCAGAGGUCUAGGGGUAGUCAGUGACUUUGAAUCGGUCCGCUUUCAACCAAAGUCACCACUUGGGGUAGAUAUGAUCUUGGAUGUACAGUCGUCAUACAUCAAACCAAACAAGGUUAAUUUACUUGACAAACAUGCUGAAUGAAAAAAAAGGACAGUCUUGCUCAGAAAAACUUUCUACUGCUAGUGUCCAAUUUAAUUUUAUGGUUUUAUCACAUCCAAAUAUCCUGUACUAGAGAGAAGGGGGAGAGAUGUUCCUGACAACCCAUGUAAAUUGAGCAGUUUUUGGAAAAUAUUGAAAUUGGAAUGCUAUAACUGCUUAAUUUUGCUGUAUGAUUAGUAUAUCCAUUCCCAUGAUUGGUUAAAUUUAUCCAUCCAUUUUGUUGGCACGUAUAUUGAAUGAUCAUUAGAUUGAUUUAUUUAAAAUUCAAAUAAUUGUGAUUAUCAUUGAAAUAAAAGCUUUGUGAUCGA
Messenger RNA from Lingula anatina, 1671 nucleotides. Its product is annotated as tRNA N6-adenosine threonylcarbamoyltransferase, mitochondrial-like. The record is from RefSeq and is a predicted model, not a curated record. NCBI's taxonomy places the organism in Eukaryota, Metazoa, Brachiopoda, Lingulata, Lingulida, Lingulidae. Gene Ontology annotation, cellular component: mitochondrion. Gene Ontology annotation, biological process: tRNA threonylcarbamoyladenosine modification.